GAGAUAUAGGAACCAAGUAAACUACCCUGAACUCAGAAAACAUUUAAUAUUUUAAACAAUUAUAUUAAAUCAGCAUAUUAGCUAGUAUAUCGAGUUGGCGGGCAUCUUUGGAUUGAUAAAAACCGGGGACAUGCGUAUAUUGUUUAUAUCGAAAGUAUUCACGAGUUAUUGCUAGGGAUUAUAAGUAUUUUUCUUGAUUUAUUUUAACUUCCUGUAUUUGCGGUGAAUGGCAGCUGAGGAGUUGCUGGCCUUCCUGAUGGGAAUGCUGUCGUCUGCUGUGGCAGGGAUCCUGACUUGUUAUUUCUUCCAACGCCACAACAAACGAUACCAUCAAUGUGUUCACAACAGCAAUGGAUCGGUUGGUCCGGAAGUGUGCAAGUAUUUUCUGAAUGCUGUCGGAUUGCUUCCCCGGCUAAGAGAACUUCCGGUCGCCCUUAAUUUACUUCCCAAAACAACAUACAAGUCAGUGUUAGAACUAGAAAUCAUUGAAGAAAAAGACCCCAUCUCAGGACAAUGUUACAGUCGUUUUUAUUCCAAAGAGAAAACAUAGCUUAUCCAGGAUAAAUAGUGUUUUCAAAAGAACUGAGGCAAUCAUGCAAAUUAGUGUAAAUCCCAUGUAGAAAAUCACCAAUAUUAAAAUAAAAAAUCAAAGUGGACAAAAAUUUGUAUUAACUUUAUUUAUUUUUU
Magallana angulata is the source of this 687-nucleotide messenger RNA. RefSeq lists its product as uncharacterized. The record is from RefSeq and is a predicted model, not a curated record. Lineage: Eukaryota; Metazoa; Mollusca; Bivalvia; Ostreida; Ostreidae. Bases 227 to 550 code for a protein of 107 amino acids. The transcript is spliced from 4 exons.